This is a messenger RNA of Oryza sativa Japonica Group (Japanese rice), 3549 nucleotides long. RefSeq names its product L-type lectin-domain containing receptor kinase VIII.2. Gene Ontology annotation, cellular component: plasma membrane. Lineage: Eukaryota; Viridiplantae; Streptophyta; Magnoliopsida; Poales; Poaceae. Gene Ontology annotation, biological process: protein phosphorylation; defense response to oomycetes. Gene Ontology annotation, molecular function: protein kinase activity; carbohydrate binding; ATP binding. The record is from RefSeq and is a predicted model, not a curated record.
UCGCACGUGUCCCCCCCCCCUCCCCACCACUUCUCCCUCUAAAAUCUCCCACCUCCCAUGUCUACUCCUCCUCCUCGUCUUCAUGCCACCACCCAUGGCGCCACCACCACCACCACCGCCGCCGCCGCCGAUUCUCCUCCUCCUGCUGCUUCUGCUCGCCGCCGUGGCAGCUGACGUGUCCACUGCACUGUGCUUCGACUACGCGACGCUGACGCUGGGCAGCCUCAAGCUGCUCGGCGACGCGCACCUCAAGAACGGCACCAUCCGCCUCUCCCGCGACCUCCCCGUCCCAAACUCCGGCGCGGGGCGGGCGCUCUACGCCACCCCCGUCGCCCUCCGCGGCGGCUUCUCCACCCAGUUCGCCUUCACCGUCGCCACCCUCAACGCCGACUCCGUCGGCGGCGGCCUCGCCUUCGUCCUCGCCUCCGACGGGGUCACCCUCGGCGAUGCCGGGCCCUACAUCGGCGUCUCCGCCGCGUCCGAUGUCGCCGCCGUCGAGUUUGACACCCUCAUGGAUGUGCAGUUCGGGGAUGUGAAUGGGAAUCACGUCGGGUUGGAUCUUGGGAGCAUGGUGUCCGCCGCGGUUGCCGAUCUUGAUGGCGUUGGGGUUGAGCUCACCAGCGGGAGGACGGUGAACGCGUGGAUCGAGUACUCGCCCAAGAGCGGCAUGGAGGUGUUCGUCUCGUACUCGCCCAAGCGCCCCGCCGAGCCGGUGCUCUCCGCGCCGCUCGAUCUCGGGGAGUAUGUCAAGGGCGACGCGUUCGUCGGCUUCUCCGCCUCCACGCAGGGGAGCACCGAGAUGCACGCCGUCGAGUGGUGGACAUUCUCCACGCCCACCUCCUCCUCCUCGUCGCCGUCCAAGCCGUCCCCGCGUAUGGCGACGCCUUCGUCCCCGCCGCCGGAAGCGCCGGUUUCGUCAGCCGCUCCGCCUCCGGCGAGUCUUAAUCCGAUGCUUCCCUCGCCUCCGCAGCUUCCCGGCGUAUCCACGACGACGCCGUCGCCGCCGGCGUCCACGGUUUCGAUGCCUCCCACCAACUCGGUCGCGGUGGCGAGCGCUCCGGCCAAUUCGACGGCCGGGAUUAGUAAUGCCGGAUCGCCGCACCCGCCCGCGCACGCGGCGGUGGCGGGCGCCGCGACGGCGGGGGCCUUCGUGGCCGUCUCGUUCGCGGGCUUCGCGCUGUGGGCGCUGGCGCGCCGCGCCAGGGCGAGGAGGCGCGGCACCACGGCGCUGGCGGCGGUGGCCGACAAGCGCGACAGCCUAGCGUCGGCGGCGGCGCUCGCGCGCUCGCCGCGGGAGUUCACCUACAAGGAGCUCAGCGCCGCCACGCGCGGCUUCGACGCGUCCCGCGUCAUCGGGAACGGCGCGUUCGGCACCGUGUACAAGGGCAUCAUCCCGGACACGGGCGCCAUGGUCGCCGUCAAGCGCUGCACCAAUGCCAGCGCCGACGGCGCGCAGGCGCGGUCGGAGUUCCUCUCCGAGCUCUCCAUCAUCGCCGGCCUCCGCCACCGCAACCUGCUCCGCCUCCAGGGGUGGUGCCACGAGAAGGGCGAGAUCCUGCUCGUCUACGACUACAUGCGCAACGGCAGCCUCGACAAGGCGCUGUUCGACGCGUCCUCGCCGGUGCUCCCGUGGAGCCACCGCCGCGAGAUCCUCGCCGGCGUGGCCUCGGCGCUGGCCUACCUCCACCACGAGUGCGAGCGGCGCGUCAUCCACCGCGACGUCAAGUCCAGCAACGUGAUGCUCGACGACGCAUACCGCGCGCGGCUCGGCGACUUCGGCCUGGCGCGGCAGGCGGAGCACGGCGAGUCGCCCGACGCCACCGCCGCCGCCGGCACGAUGGGCUACCUGGCGCCGGAGUACCUCCUGACGGGGCGCGCCACGGAGGCCACCGACGUGUUCAGCUUCGGCGCGCUGGUGCUGGAGGUGGCGUGCGGGCGGCGGCCGAUCGGGGCGACGGAGGGGAGGUGCAACAACCUGGUGGAGUGGGUGUGGAGCCUCCAUGGCGCAGGCCAGGUGCUCGACGCGGUGGACGCGAGGCUGCGCGGCGAGUACGACGAGGCGGAGAUGCGGAGGGCGAUGCUGGUGGGGCUCGCGUGCUCGAGCCCGGAGCCGGCGCUGCGGCCGGGGAUGAGGGCGGUGGUGCAGAUGCUGGGCGGAGAGGCGGACCCGCCGUUCGUGCCGGCGGCGAGGCCGUCGAUGAGCUUCUCGGCGAACCACCAGCUGCUGCUGAGCCUGCAGGACAGCGUGUCCGACUACAACGCGCUGGGCCUCAACGACCUCUCCGACGACUCCUCGUCGGACUCGCUCAGCUCCUCCUCGCUCACCAGCACGCUGCGCAAGGGCGGCCACGACAUCGCCGCCUUCAGCUCCGCCGCCGCCGGCGACGCCGCCCGGUGAAUUUUACUGCCUUGUUUUUCUCUCUCUCUCUCUCUCUUAAUCCUACUAGAUUCUAGUGGUGGUAAUUUUCUCUCCAAUUGUAUGUAUAUGUAUUGAGUACAUAGAUUAGCAUUGAGCUCAAAAUUCCAUUUGUAAUACUCCUACUUACUUAUCUUGAUAAUUAAUAAUCCAAGAAAUCAAUCAGAUGAUUCAUUCGUUCAAUCCAGUAAUCCAUUAUUCUCGCAAAUUCUUUCACAGAACUGCAAGCAGAUUAAUUCAUCAGAUUUCUGUGAACAAAAGUACCUUCUUUUUGUUAAAUGAAGAACAAAAUAUCUUGUUGAAAUACAGUAACAUUUUACAUAGGAAUGACUUGUUGGGUGUGCAAUGGAAUGGAAAUAUCCAAUGCUUGAGCAAUUGGGCAGGAAGCUGAGCUGGUUGCUGCAGCAGCAUGGCAAGGAAAGCAUCUUCCCUUCCAAUCUUAGUGCUGCAUAAUUACUGAUCACCUCUUCUAGUUCUAGCUAUCUGCUAGUGAUUACUCCUACUUAUUAUUAGCUUUGCUUUUAGGAGCAUCGCAUGAAAGUCAUCCAUGAUUCAUUCUUUCGAGCCACCAACCAAAAUUCUCAAUUGGAUUAUCAAGAUAUCAAUAGCUUAGCCUGAGUUAUUAGUAGCUGCCACUAAUCCUAACACUGUUGUUGCUGUUGCUUGUCUACUACUAGUAGUACUUGUAUGCUAACUAAAGCAAGACAGCCACAGCCACUGAUAGUGUCACUCACUCAAGCACGCUCAACUAACUGAUUCGAUGAGCGUGGAAUUGUCAACGUCAGCCUGGAUAGAUCGAUUAUACUUUGCCUACCUGGCUUAGCUUAGUCCCGUGAUCUCGCUGUCACUGUCGAGUGGGCCCGGAACAGUUUUGGAGCCCACAACAGUGUGCUGGUCUUUUCGGUUUCCGGUAUUCCACCGGUUUUCUCCGCUUGACAGAAAUCCUCUGCAAUGGUGUGUUUUUGGUGUUAAGACUCUUUUCCAAUCAAAGAUGGCAAUAAUAAUACAGCGGAAGAUAUAAGAAAUUCUCAUUAUAUUUUUAGUGUGUUGAUGUUGAUUGGGGUUAUACAUAAGAAGAUAGAACAUCUGUGUAUUUCCUACGUUUACAAAUAAGAAGAUAGAACAUCUGUGUA